Messenger RNA from Durio zibethinus, 2845 nucleotides. RefSeq names its product putative potassium transporter 13. Gene Ontology annotation, cellular component: membrane. Gene Ontology annotation, molecular function: potassium ion transmembrane transporter activity. NCBI's taxonomy places the organism in Eukaryota, Viridiplantae, Streptophyta, Magnoliopsida, Malvales, Malvaceae. Gene Ontology annotation, biological process: potassium ion transmembrane transport. The record is from RefSeq and is a predicted model, not a curated record.
UUUGUUUUGUUUUUUUUGUUAGCGUUGUUAAAAGCGAGUCUCUGUUCCUUAUUUGACACGUUCUUUUAAAAAUAUUUUUAACCGUCUGCCUCUAAAUCCAACUUACUAUUUAUCUUCUCUUUCUCUCAUAAAGAACAAAAAAAGGAAAAACACACUAUUUUACAAAUGUCUCUGCUUCUCUUCUCUUUUACACACUCUUUUUGGAUUUCUUAAAGCCCUUUUCUUAAAUUUUAGUUGGAAUUUACGAUUUCGUUUUCAAUACCUAGUUUGGCUCUGUUUUUGCUUAGUAGAAAGAAAGAAGACUGUUGUAUGGAUCCGGAAGCCGGGUCCGUGACCUGGGAGUCUCGGCUGAAAUUUUACAAGACUACUUUGUCUCUCGCUUAUCAGAGUUUUGGUGUUGUAUAUGGUGACCUGAGCACUUCACCAAUCUACGUUUACAAAAGCACAUUUUCGGGAAGGUUGAGACUUCAUGAGGAAGAUGAUGAAAUUCUAGGGGUACUGUCUUUGGUUUUCUGGACUUUGACUCUAAUCCCUCUAUGCAAGUAUAUUAUAUUUGUUUUAGGGGCAGAUGAUGAUGGUGAAGGUGGAACCUUUGCUUUAUAUUCAUUGCUUUGCCGGCGUGCAAAGCUGGGUCUUUUGAGUGCUUCUGAUGCACCUGAUGAUGACAUAUCUGCCUACAACUCUGGACUAACCAGGAAGGAGACUGUAGCUAGUUCUAUUUUAAAAAAGUUCCUUGAUAAGCAUCAUAGUUCUCGGCUUGUGUUGCUUCUGGUUGUGCUCCUGGGGACUAGCAUGGUUAUUGGUGAUGGCAUCCUAACCCCAUCUAUGUCUGUUCUUUCUGCAAUCAAUGGCAUCAAAAUUAAGGCUACUGGCCUCUCUGAGACCUAUACUGCAUUGAUUGCAUGUGUGGUUUUGGUGGGGCUGUUCGCACUUCAGCAUUUUGGGACUCGUAGGGUUGGAUUUCUUUUUGCUCCUAUUUUGUUAGCAUGGCUCUUUUGCAUUAGUGUCAUUGGCAUUUACAACAUAAUACACUGGAACCCACAUGUAAUAAGUGCUCUGUCACCAUAUUACACGUAUAAUUUUUUCAAAAAGGCUGGAAGAGAUGGAUGGAGUUCUCUUGGAGGAGUUGUUCUUUGCAUUACAGGUGCAGAGGCCAUGUUUGCUGAUCUUGGUCAUUUUUCACAGCUUUCAAUCCGGAUUGCAUUUACUGUUGUUGUAUACCCCUGCUUAAUUUUGGCAUAUAUGGGAGAGGCUGCCUAUCUCUCCAAGCACAAAGAGGACCUUCAGAGAAGCUUCUAUAAAUCAAUCCCUGAGGUUGUAUUCUGGCCAGUGUUUAUCAUUGCAACCCUUGCAACAGCUGUUGCAAGUCAAGCAAUUAUUUCUGCUACUUUCUCAAUAAUCAGCCAGUGUAGGGCUUUGAAGUGCUUCCCACGUGUCAAGGUGGUACAUACAUCAAAUCACAUACACGGACAGAUCUACAUACCAGAGGUGAAUUGGAUCUUGAUGGUUUUAUGCCUUGCUGUUGUGGCUAGCUAUAGGGAUACUGACACAAUAGGCAAUGCAUAUGGUCUUGCGGUGAUUACUGUAAUGUUGGUUACCACCUGCUUGAUGUUUCUGGUUAUUGUUAUGGUUUGGAAGAGGAAUAUUUUGGGAGCUCUAGCUUUUCUUGUUGUUUUCGGAUCUCUGGAGUUCUUUUACUUCUCUGCAUGCCUUGCAAAAGUUCCUAAAGGGGGUUGGUUCCCUCUGAUUUUCUCCCUAAUAGUUCUGUCUACGAUGUGCGUAUGGCACUAUGGGACUCUAAAGAAACAGGCUUAUGAGUCGCACAACAGGGUUUGCUUGGACAUGCUUCUAAGAGUGGGCCCAAACCUUGGAAUAAAUCGUGUUCCUGGAAUUGGACUAAUCUACUCAAAUGUGGCCACGGGGGUUCCACCAAUGUUUGCCCAUUUUGUCACAAACUUUCCUGCCUUUCAUCGUAUCCUUAUAUUUGUUACUCUUCAAACUCUUACAGUUCCAAAAGUUCCUGCCAAUCAGCGAUUUGUUAUCAGUCGCAUUGGCCCACCAGAGUUCUGUCUCUUUCAAUGUGUUGUUAGAUACGGUUACAAGGAUCAAAGGAAGGAUAGUCAUGAUUUUGAGAGUCAUCUGGUUGAAACCAUGGCAGAUUUUUUACAGUGUUGCAGUGAUGAUGGUGAACUUCGAGUCUUUGAACGGGAAUUUGCCCUGAAUCAGCAGCAAUCGAGUCCACCAGAGGAUGUAGCUGCUUUGAUGCUUGAGAAUGUAGUCAGUACUGGAUCUAGCAAGAAAAAAGUGAGAUUUCGCGGUGUUGGGCGUAGCAAGGAAUUGGAGGAUCUCACAGAGGCAAGGGAAUCUGGUCUGGCAUACAUGAUGGGUAGCACUUGUGUUUUGGCGAGUGAAACAUCUUCCUACUUGAAGAAGUUUGUCAUAAAUGUUUUUUACGGGUUCUUGAGACAGAACUGUAGGCGUCCAGCCACAGCACUUGGGGUUCCACAUACCUCUCUGAUCGAAGUAGGAAUGGUUUAUAGAGUUUAAAUCAUAGCACAAAGUUUUAAAGAAGUUGAUAUUCUUGAGCAGAGACAGGUUGGCAAUUGCGCUUAGCCUUGCUGUCCGGUAUACCAAUUGAUGCAAGCCGCAAAUAGCUAAUAAUCGAACUAACUGCCUGAUUUUUUUUACCACUGCUUCUAAUUAGAUUUUGAAGUUUUUAGGUUUUUCUCACAUAUAAUACAGUUUUACUUUUGGUUUGGAGGUUUUACAGAUUUUAGUCCUUGUAGGAAUACUGAAUACACAAACAUCAGUAUUUUUCAGUGUCAUCCUAUCUCUCUGUGACUCU